AACAAGGCAAAAUUAAAGUGGCAGAAUUAUAAGAGCACGGAGGAUUCGAUUCGAGAAAUUCGACGUUUUCAAAGAAUUGGAAACUGGAAACUUCACUUCUGUUCGAAUUCAGAGGUUAAUUCUCGUUAAUUAGAUCAAUCAUGAGAACUCGAAAUGCCGAUUCCGCUUCCAAAUCCGCAACCCCUAAGAAGACGCCGCCGCCGCCGAGGAAAUCCCCUGCGGCAAAGCGCACCACCGCCACCAAAACCAGAGCCACAAAGAAGAACGAGGUUUCGCCCGCACCCGAUUCCAACCCCUAUCAAUCUCCUCUGGAGCAGGAAUCGUUAGGCAGUGCUAGCAGUGCAAAAUUUGUGAAAAAGAAGACUCCGGGGAGACCGAGAAGUAAAGCAAUUGAUACUCCAAAUUCGGAAGAGCAAUGUGAGGCAGUAACUGAUGAAACUCUGAUUGAAGAUGAUACUGAGGUGGUAGAGAAAGUGGAAGAUGUUGGAGUGGUUGGUGCAGGUAGUGUUGAGGGUGAGAAGGAGGGGGGACAAGGUGUUGGGUCUGUUGGAUUAUCUGACGAGACGGAAGGUAAGUCGAUGGAAGUGGAUGAACCUGUUGUUGAAAAGGUUUGCGAAUUGGUGGAAAAGGGAAAUGAUGUAAUGGAAGUUGAAGUAGCUGCUUCCCAGGAUGCUUCUGUUUCUUUCAAGCGACUGGGGCGACCCAUUGUGGAUCUCAAUAUAUCUGCGGAUAAUGAAGAUUGUACUGGUGAAAAGGAGGGAGAAAAAGGAAAGGAAGAGUUGAAAGAUCAAGAGUUGAAAGAACAGGAAGGAGAGAAAGGGAAGGAAGAGUUGAGAGAACUGGAUGCAGAGAAAGGGAAGGAAGAGUUGAGAGAACUGGAUGCAGAGAAAGCAAAGGAAGAGUUGAAAGAACUGGAUGGAGAGAAAGGUAAGGAAGAAUUGAAAGAACUGGAUGGAGAGAAAGGUAAGGAAGAAUUGAAAGAGCUGGAUGGAGAGAAAGGUAAGGAAGAAUUGAAAGAACUAGAUGGAGAGAAAGGUAAGGAAGAGUUGACAGAACUGGAAGGACAGAAAGGUAAGGAAGAGUUAACAGAACUGGAAGGGCAGAAAGGUAAGGGAGAGUUGACAGAACUGGAGGGACAGAAAGGAAAGGUUGAGUUGAAAGAACAGGAAGGAGACAAAGGAAAGGAAAAGUUGAAAGUGCAGGAGCUGGAGAAAGCAAAGGGAGAGGAAACAUACCUUUCUGGACAUAAAGAGAACACCAAGUCUUUUGGUGUAGAAGUUAAAGCCCAGAUGCAAAAAGAAGAUGCUAAUCCCAUUAAAGAUGAUGGUGAAGGACUACAGAGUUGUGAAAAGUACGAUCUUGGAGAACAAGGGAAGGUGGAACUUGUUGAAGAGGAUCCUGAGGAACCUCCAGAAGAAACUUUGGCAUUGGAGGAGGAACAUAGGGAAUUGGAGGCUAUUGCAAAUCAGCGAAAGAUUAAAAAAGAACAUGAAAUUUUUGUUGGUGGAUUGGAUCGUGAUGCUACAGAGGAGGAUCUGAGAAAGGUUUUUCAGAGGAUUGGGGAGAUAGUUGAAGUCAGGUUGCAUAAGAAUUCUUCAACAAAUAAAAACAAGGGCUAUGCUUUCGUGAAGUUUGCUAAUAAGGAGAAUGCAAAGAAAGCUUUGUCUGAAAUGAAGAACCCUGUCAUACAUGGUAAGCGGUGUGGCACUGCACCUAGUGAGGAUAAUGACACAUUAUUCUUGGGAAAUAUUUGCAAUACUUGGACCAAAGAAGCUAUUAAACAAAAGCUGAAGGAUUAUGGCAUUGAAGGUGUUGAAAGCAUUACACUUGUUCCAGAUGUUCAGCAUGAGGGCUUGAGCCGGGGCUUUGCAUUCCUAGAGUUUUCUUGUCAUGCUGACGCCAUGCUUGCAUUUAAGAGGCUACAAAAGCCUGAUGUUAUCUUUGGCCAUGCUGAGCGAACAGCUAAGGUAGCCUUUGCUGAACCCAUACAUGAACCAGACCCAGAGAUAAUGGCACAGGUGAAGUCUGUGUUUAUUAAUGGUCUCCCUCCACAUUGGGACGAGGAUCAUGUGAGGGAGCUGUUUAAAGCUUAUGGUGAAAUUGUAAGAAUUGUGCUAGCACGGAAUAUGUCUUCAGCUAAGAGGAAGGAUUAUGGAUUUGUUGAUUUUUCUACACAUGAAGCUGCUGUAGCUUGUGUUGAUGGCGUAAAUAAAUCAGAAUUGGGUGAUGGGGCAUCAAAGAUAAAAGUGAGAGCUAGACUUUCAAAUCCGCUGCCUAAAACACAGGCUGUCAAAGGUGGUAUGAGUGGUGGGUUCCGAAUAAGUCAUGCUAGGAGUGGAGCCUUUUCAAGACCAGGAAGGGGGUUUGGGCGGGGAAGACAGCCCUUCAACAACAGGGGAAAUUUCAACAGGGGCAGGAGUUUCUAUCGCGGUGGACACAGUCAAAUUGGAAGAAUGGGUUUUCGGGAUGACCAUGAUUUUAGUAUGCAUCCGGAUUUCCGUCAAAGGCAAUUUGGUCCACAAGGAGCUGUGAGGGGUGGACAUUAUGCAGGUAGCCGAGGUGCUGCAUUUGCGGGACCAUCUAGACCUUAUCAUGAUAGAGCAUGGUACGGUAUCCCUGAUGGAGGCCCUAGUGAGCCUAUUCCUCCAAGGAGGCCCUACUCCCCAGGUGGACAGUUUGACAUGCCUUUUAUGGGAAGGCAUUUUGAUGAUCCAUAUCUAUACGAUGACAAUAUGCAAGGAAUGAAACGGCCAUUUUAUAUGACUGACCCUGAGCCUGAUUACAUGGGGCCUACUAGACUACGUCCUCGAUUGGAUUAUGCAGAUCCACCUAUAUUUCCUGGAACUCAUCACCAUGAUUCUUUUGGGGCUGGCAGCAGACAGUACCCGCCGGACUAUUACGGUUCUGAUUAUGGUAGAGGUUCAUAUUCAUCUUAUUAUGGGGGUGAUGGCUCACAUGGGCAUGGAUACUAUUAUUAAUGUGAUGAAUCUUUUGGUGGAUCUGGAAUUGUGGGAUAGACAUCUUCAAAUAUAAGCUUGCGGCUUGAGCAUACAAGUCUGAAGUUGCAUAUUUAUUUUAUAUACUUCUCUGUUAUUCCUCUUCCACCUGGUUUGUUUCUAUAUAUCUAUAUCUAUUUGGGCAUAGGUGGUAUAGACUAAAUUGUUUAAUGAUAGUUGGGUAGGUUGUCUUUCAGGUCCUGGAGUAAGGUAUUAAUAAGAUUUAUAUGGAAUGGGCUAGAUUUUCUUUAACAACUUAGGUAUGAUGAGAUCAGGGACUUGUAUUUGAGGAUGCUUUGUUGAUUGUACAAUAUUAAUCUUUGACUCAUCAAAUAUAAAUUUGGUGAUUGGAAAGUUUAAAGGACUAUUGGAAGCAAAAAAUCUUUCCAGUGAUGGAUUUAUCUUUUUAUGAAGUGAUAGGCAAGGUUUGAUAUUUGAAUAUGCAUAUUGAGGCUCUUGUGAUUCCUUAUGGAUGACUUUUGGAGAGUUUAGCUACAGUUCACUUUCAUUAUUAGGAGCCAAUUUUGAUCUGAACUGAAAGCUUUACCAUAUUUUGGAGUUCUUUUGAUUGGCUGAGAUCCUUCUAAUAUUUAUUGAUAUCCAUACAGAAGCAGCCUUUUUAUAGAGAACUUUAUGUUUAUUGAAUUUACUGGAAGAUGAGACUAGGGACUAAAUACAGUGAAAGGCUGACUUUCAUUUGGCAUGAUGUUCAUGGAUAAUGUUAUGGUUACGGAGUAAAUGAUCUAUAUGAUUGAUUUGAUUCCUUA
Molecule: messenger RNA, 3763 nt
Organism: Glycine soja
Lineage: Eukaryota; Viridiplantae; Streptophyta; Magnoliopsida; Fabales; Fabaceae
Product: nucleolin-like
Exons: 11
Coding region: 141-2978 (945 amino acids)
Cellular component (GO): nucleus
Molecular function (GO): mRNA binding
Source: RefSeq, a predicted model, not a curated record